AAAGAAAGUCUGUUUACGCGCCUAUACAUGAUAAUUUGCGCAUGCGCGUAUAUUAUUUUGGUUACCACAACAAACUUGACGAAGUUGGAUCUGUAUAUUUCCGCAAUUUCAGUGAUAAAAUACAGAAUAUAAACUAUAGAAUACUAGUUUGAGGGUUGAAAUAGUGGCAUAUAACUGAGGAUAUGGAAGGAGAACAGGAAGGAAAGAAAGACGAGAAGGAAACCGACUACAGAAGACUGCAAAGUUAUCCACUCAUUCGGCAUUCAGAUAUGAAUGAAGAAAUGAGGACAGAAGCUAUGGAGUUAUGUGUCACAGCCUGUGAAAAGUUUUCUUCAAACAAUGAGACGGCAGCUAAGAUGAUCAAAGAUGCAAUGGACAAGAAGUUUGGUUCAUCCUGGCAUGCGAUCGUUGGUGAGGGCUAUGGCUUUGAGAUUACCCAUGAGGUCAAGAAUCUGCUCUAUAUGUUCUUUGGUGGUAAUAUAGCAGUCACAGUGUGGAAGUGCUCAUAGUCCCAGGUCUAAUGAUUACGUAUUAUCAUCCCCAAAGAGAAGUCUUAGAAAUAUGGUUACAUCAACUUGUUCACAUUUGUUGAUAAUUUAUGUACAAUGUAGAACUAUUACAAAGUUGAACUCCAACAUAUAUUUCAUGGCGAAUCUCAACCAAGAAAUUACAAGUUGUUACAUUAUUCCAUGUUACAUCAAACAUUACCUUUUCAAAAAUGUAAUUUCAUGUCUUUUGCAUUGGAAGAUACAUGUAGAUCUCUUUCCCUCAGGGUUGUGGGUGGUGAGGGGUCACUGAAGGCUUAUUAAUAAGUAACAUGUUAAGUCGUGUCAUGCAGCAUUCAUUUUGUAAUUCUAUGAGAAAGGUUAACAUCAAAACAACAAAAUGGGAUUUGUUGCUCUUUAUUUCAACUUGUUUGUUUCAAGAUAGAUUUCUACAUUGUAAUUAAAGAUUUCUUUAAGAAAACCUGUUGAUAGUACUUGUAAUUCAGUCUGUGUAUAUAUUCAUGUAUAUAUAUUUUGCAAAAUUAAUUUGUAUUUAUUAUGCUGCUGUAUAUAUUUUUCCUAGACACUCAAAAAUUGUUUUGCCUUUUAUGAAUUUUAGACAGAUUUGGAGUACAUGAAAACAAAACAAAACAACUGUGUCUACCAUUAUUAUUUGUAUCAAUGCAGCCUGUAACAUAAAGAGAUAUGUUUGAUAUUUACAAUUGUAAAAAUUUUGUAACUUUUUGCACAUGGUUUGCCAUAUAUUUACAGUUACACUUAAUUGAACAAUGGUAUGUGAUAAUGAGAGAUUUCAUUUGAGAGUAUUCAAGCAACAUUACUGCUACUUUUCAGUAUUCAGAGAAGAGUCCAUUUACUUAGUAAUCUACAAAACUGGUGUAUUGUAUACACAUAUUCUUACACAAUUCUCUUAUUAAACAAGCAUGUGUAUUCAUUAAAGGCCCAGUCCAUUCCAAAAACAAGUUGGAUUUGACCCUUUUGUUGAUUCAAUUGAUGGGAAUAAAUCAUAUAACGUUUCCUGGCAUUGCUGUACAUGUACUUAUAUAUGGUGAGGUAUUUAAACAAUUUUUUUUCAAAUCGUUUUACUGUACAUAAAGUUACCUACAGACAUUUUUACCAUCGUGUAAAGCUAUUUGGAAUUAUGAAUUAUAGGCAUUUUGCUUUUAUAUUUAUGAAUGGUCAUAUUCAGAAGCGGACGUGUUUGAGAUUACAUGUGUAAUUCCUUGUAUUGUUCAAAUAGUUAAAAAGAAAAAAGAAGUAAUAAAGAAAGUAGAACAAGUACAUGUAAGAAGACAUGUUGUAUGCAGGGAUGCCCCGUAUGGGUACACAGCUUUUAUAAGGUCAAGAAUAAUCUACUUUGUGCCUUAAAUUGGCAACAAUCAUCAAUAUUCAUACUACAUGAUGGCAAAAUAAGAUAUAUGAGUCCAAUUUUUUGUGUUUUGGGGGUUGUUUUGUUGCAAAAAUUAUGACUCUUCCAUAUUCCUCUAGGUUUGAUAUAUGAUGGUCACAUUACUCCCAUGUCAGUAGGUUAUUCAUAAGAUGUACAUCUAACUUGAUUUCAUUGGCUGCUUAGUGCUUUAUGAUUGAUGGUAGAUGGGCAUGUUCUGAUCGCAGGAAGCUAACAAGUUUCAUUCCCUUAUCUACAAUUCAUAGCAUGUACACAUUUAUGUAAGUGCAUUAAGGCAUUCCAAUAUGAUAUGUACAACAUAUGACUCAUUGUUUUUCAUACUCAGAGUAUUCUGUUUAUAAUGAUUUUAUACGCCAUUGUUGUAUGGUGCAUGUACAUUCUAUGGUAUUUCUGGACCAGCGUCAAAGAAAACAAAAGGGUGUCAGUAAUUGUAAAA
Molecule: messenger RNA, 2347 nt
Organism: Lytechinus pictus (painted urchin)
Lineage: Eukaryota; Metazoa; Echinodermata; Echinoidea; Temnopleuroida; Toxopneustidae
Product: dynein axonemal light chain 4-like
Exons: 3
Coding region: 183-509 (108 amino acids)
Biological process (GO): microtubule-based process
Cellular component (GO): dynein complex
Source: RefSeq, a predicted model, not a curated record